Molecule: messenger RNA, 2472 nt
Organism: Spinacia oleracea (spinach)
Lineage: Eukaryota; Viridiplantae; Streptophyta; Magnoliopsida; Caryophyllales; Amaranthaceae
Product: protein FAR1-RELATED SEQUENCE 5-like
Exons: 9
Coding region: 1-2472 (823 amino acids)
Source: RefSeq, a predicted model, not a curated record
AUGUCGUACAAUCUUCAGCUGGCUAUAAUAAAUUUUCAACCUCGCCACCUUCAACAUCCUCGAUUUCUACCACCACCGAUUUUUCAACCUCGCGACCGUCAUCCUCCUCCUCGUUUUCAACCUCCUGCGCGAUUUGAUAACCCUAACCAAAGCGACCUUCAUCCUCCUCCUCGAUUUCAACCUCUUGCCCGUUUUGAUAACCAUUAUCAAAGCGAUCUUCAUCCUCCUUCUCGAUUUCAGCCUUCUGCGCAAUUUGAUAACCCAAAUCAAAGGGCUUUUACAACAUUGCAGCAAGUAACUACUGAAACAAGUUCUGGAACAAAGGAAAACACAUCUGAAACAAGUUCUGCAACAAUAGGAGAAACAACAUCAGCUUAUUUUUCAGGUUCAAAAGAUAUUUGGAACGAUGUAACAGAGGAUGAUAUUAGAGGACCUUUGACUGGAUAUACUGGCACUGUAGAUGAACUACAUGAACUUUAUGACAAACAUUCAAUACUUCUUGGAUUUUCAAUAAGAAAAAAUACAUUAAGGAGAGAUCAAAAAACGGGAGAGAUAAAGGAAAGAUACUUUUGUUGUUCAAAGGAAGGAAAGAGAAAGGAAAACACAAAGAACACAAAGAAAGAAGAAGCAGCUGUAUCAAGUGAGAGCAAACAGAAAGAGCAUUCAAAGAACCCAAGGCAGCAAAACCUUACUAGAACAGGGUGCAACGCAUCUAUACGAUUGAAGUUACAAAAGGAUGGAAAGUUUACAGUCUUUCAUCAUGUUAUAGAACACAAUCAUGCCUUAACAAGAGAGUCACUGCAAAACUUUGAAAGAUCACAAAGAAAAAUUGAUGAAGAAAAGGGAAAAGUAAUUGAAGGACUCACACUAUCAGGAAUAACACCAGCAGAUUCCUAUAGAUAUAUGUGUAAUGAAGCUGGUGACGCAAGGGUGGUUGGACACACAUUAGUUGACCACAUGAAUUUCACAUGUAGAUUGAAAAUGAAAAGACUAGAAGGAAAAGAUACACAAGCAGUUGUGAACAUGUUAGUUAAGAGAGGAGAAGAAGAUCCAAACUUUUAUUUUCGAGUAAAGGUGAACGAGGCAAACCAAGUAAUAAGCAUGUUUUGGAGGGAUGGAAUGAUGCAAGAAGAUUAUGACGUAUAUGGUGAUGUCUGUGUCUUUGACACAACUUUCAGAACAAACAAAUACAAUUUAGUUUGUGCGCCAUUUGUAGGUGUCAACAACCAUUGGAGUAAUGUGAUGUUUGGUUGUGCUUUUAUUGCUGAUGAGAAGACACACACUUUUGUGUGGCUAUUGGAAACAUUUAUGGACUCUAUGGGAGGCAAAGCACCUAUAACUAUCUUUACAGAUCAAGAUCAAGCAAUGGCAAAUGCUAUUGAACAAGUAUUUCCUAAUACAAGACAUAGAUUAUGCUUAUGGCACUUACAAAAGAAUGUUGUGUCAAGAUUUGGAGACUUAAAAGCUGACAAUACAUUCAAAGACACAUUCAAGAAGUACUUAUAUCGUUGUUACAAUGAAGAACAAUUUGAAACCACUUGGUUUGACAUGAUUACUAAGUAUAACCUUCAAGAUCAUGAUUGGAGUGAGAGCACUAACAAUGCAAUUGGAUUUAAAGGGAACAAAUCAACUUCACUAACAGAAUUCUUUCACAUUUUUGGAGCAACAAUGGAUCGUUGGAGAUAUCAAGAAGAUCAAAAUGAAUAUGAUUGUGGAAAUGCUUUGCCUAAAUCUGAUUUUCCAAUGGUCGGAAUGAUAAAACAUGCGGCAAAUGUUUACACACUUACAUUGUUUAGAGAUUUUGAAAAAGAAUUCAAGUAUGCAAUGGGUUGGAUCUCAAAUGUCAACUACAUCAAUGGAAAUUUCUUUGGUUACAAAGUGAAACAUGAAUCUUGGCCUGAACAUACUGCCCAUUAUGUAGCAUUUGAUCCAACAACAAAUUCCAUUAAAUGCACUUGUAGGAACUUCGAAGAAUCAGUCAACAUUCCAGAGCAAUACAUUUCAAAAAGGUGGACAAAUUUUGCAAAAAGUGAAGUAUGGAAGAGAAUGGAACAUAGAGAAGAUAAUGGAACAGAAAAGAGAAAAAUUACUCCAUGGCGUUAUGAGAUGGCAAGAAAUUUGUACAACUUGGUUAUUGAAUGUCAAGGGAGUGAUUCAGCUAAAAAGGUGCUUAAAGAGGCUUAUGCUCAUGCUAACGAAAGCAUAAAUAAGGUUCUAGAAAAAGAAAAAGCAGCAGAAAAGGAGGCAACACAAAAGGCACAAGACGAUGUUGAAGCACAACAAACCACAAUCAACAUAGCACCGUCUACAUCAUCAUCAUCAUCAAAUGCACCACAAAUAAUAGUUGAAAAUCCACCACUAGUGAAGACAAAAGGAAGAAGUAAAAGAAAAAAAGGAUACUUUGAGAUAAGGACAUCGUCAACAGCACCUACAGAAUUUGGAACUUUUACACCAAAAGAACAACUUUUUUAG